Amblyraja radiata (thorny skate) is the source of this 789-nucleotide messenger RNA. RefSeq names its product probable G-protein coupled receptor 139. NCBI's taxonomy places the organism in Eukaryota, Metazoa, Chordata, Chondrichthyes, Rajiformes, Rajidae. Gene Ontology annotation, molecular function: G protein-coupled receptor activity. Bases 1 to 789 code for a protein of 262 amino acids. The transcript has a single exon. Gene Ontology annotation, biological process: G protein-coupled receptor signaling pathway. Gene Ontology annotation, cellular component: plasma membrane. The record is from RefSeq and is a predicted model, not a curated record.
AUGGCAGUAGCGGAUUUACUUGUCGUUGUAUUUCAAGUAAUUCUCAUCAACUUAAUUUCUGGAUUUCCCCCUCCCAAAUGCAACAUCAUAUAUUCUGCUGGUUACAUGUCCGUGGCUUGCUCCGUCUGGCUCACUGUUGCCUUCACCUUUGACCGUACGGUGGCCAUUUGCUUCGAGAAGCUGAAGACAAGAUACUGCACUGAGAAAGGUGCAGCCAUCGUUAUUGCAGUGGUGAGUUUGCUAAGUGUGUUAACCAACAUCCCCUGGUACUUCACGUACCGGUCACAUUCCUGCAGCCCAUCAUUUGAGUUUGCCUAUUCUCCGGUGUGGGCAGUCUUUGACUGGGGGCACCGCAUUUUAACACCAAUCGUCCCCUUCGUGCUGAUCCUGCUGCUCAAUGCUGUCACUGUCAGGCACAUCCUGAUGGCCAGUGUAGUCCGCAGGAAACUGAGGGGGCAGCAGAGCGGGGAGAGAAAGGACGACCCGGAGAUAAAGAAUCGAAGGAGAUCCGUCAUUUUGCUCUCCACCAUAUCGGCCAGUUUUAUCCUGUUAUGGGUGACACGGGUGGUUAGUCUAUCAAUUCUGCAAAUUACUGGACGGUAUGUGGCACGGUUUGUGUCUGACGUUGUGGUUGACCGCAUAGGAACAAUGCUUCAGUUAUUCAGCUCCUGCACCAACAUGUUUAUUUAUGCGGUCACUCAGAGGAAGUUCCGGGAGGAGGUGACAAAUAUCGUGAAUUAUCCCUUUAAGGCCAUCCUGAAGUUCAUUAAAGGUUAUGGAGAGAGCUGA